AUGCCCCCUCCCAAUCUAGCCUUGGCUGCUUUCUUGAGAAAGCCGUUACGGAAGAAAUAUACACAGUCUCCUCAAUCAGCCUACAGUCUCCUCCAUCAGCCUACAGUCUCCUCCAUCAGCCUACACAGUCUCCUCCAUCAGCCUACAGUCUCCUCCAUCAGCCUACACAGUCUCCUCCAUCAGCCUACAGUUUCCUCCAUCAGCCUACACAAUCUCCUCCAUCAGCCUACACAAUCUCCUCCAUCAGCCUACAGUCUCCUCAAUCAGCCUACAGUCUCCUCAAUCAGCCUACACAGUCUCCUCCAUCAGCCUACAGUCUCCUCCAUCAGCCUACAGUCUCCUCCAUCAGCCUACAGUCUCUUCCAUCAGCCUACAGUCUCCUCCAUCAGCCUACAGUCUCCUCCAUCAGCCUAUAGUCUCCUCCAUCAGCCUACAGUCUCCUCCAUCAGCCUCCUCCAUCAGCCUACAGUCUCCUCCAUCAGCCUACAGUCUCCUCCAUCAGCCUACAGUCUCCUCCAUCAGCCUAUAGUCUCCUCCAUCAGCCUACAGUCUCCUCCAUCAGCCUACACAGUCUCCUCCAUCAGCCUACACAGUCUCCUCCAUCAGCCUACAGUUUCCUCCAUCAGCCUACACAAUCUCCUCCAUCAGCCUACACAAUCUCCUCCAUCAGCCUACAGUCUCCUCAAUCAGCCUACAGUCUCCUCAAUCAGCCUACACAGUCUCCUCCAUCAGCCUACAGUCUCCUCCAUCAGCCUACAGUCUCCUCCAUCAGCCUACAGUCUCUUCCAUCAGCCUACAGUCUCCUCCAUCAGCCUACAGUCUCCUCCAUCAGCCUAUAGUCUCCUCCAUCAGCCUACAGUCUCCUCCAUCAGCCUCCUCCAUCAGCCUACAGUCUCCUCCAUCAGCCUACAGUCUCCUCCAUCAGCCUACAGUCUCCUCCAUCAGCCUAUAGUCUCCUCCAUCAGCCUACAGUCUCCUCCAUCAGCCUACACACCUACAGUCUCCUCCAUCAGCCUACAGUCUCCUCCAUCAGCCUACAGUCUCCUCCAUCAGCCUACACAGUCUCCUCCAUCAGCCUAUAGUCUCCUCCACCAGCCUACAGUCUCCUCCAUCAGCCUACAGUCUCCUCCAUCAGCCUAUAGUCUCUUCCAUCAGCCUACAGUCAACCCCAUCAGCCUACAGUCUCCUCCAUCAGCCUACAGUCUCCUCCAUCAGCCUACACAGUCUCCUCCAUCAGCCUACACAAUCUCCUCCAUCAGCCUACACAGUCUCCUCCAUCAGCCUACACAAUCUCCUCCAUCAGCCUCCUCCAUCAGCCUCCUCCAUCAGCCUACAGUCUCCUCCAUCAGCCUACAGUCACCUCCAUCAGCCUACAGUCUCCUCCAUCAGCCUACAGUCUCCUCCAUCAGCCUACAGUCUCCUCCAUCAGCCUACACAAUCUCCUCCAUCAGCCUACACAGUCUCCUCCAUCAGCCUACACAAUCUCCUCCAUCAGCCUCCUCCAUCAGCCUACAGUCUCCUCCAUCAGCCUACAGUCACCUCCAUCAGCCUAUAGUCUCCUCCAUCAGCCUACAGUCUCCUCCAUCAGCCUACAGUCUCCUCCAUCAGCCUACACAAUCUCCUCCAUCAGCCUCCUCCAUCAGCCUACAGUCUCCUCCAUCAGCCUACAGUCUCCUCCAUCAGCCUACAGUCUCCUCCAUCAGCCUACAGUCUCCUCCAUCAGCCUAUAGUCUCUUCCAUCAGCCUACACAGUCCCCUCCAUCAGCCUACAGUCUCCUCCAUCAGCCUACACCUACAGUCUCCUCCAUCAGCCUACACAGUCUCCAUCAGCCUAUACAGUCUCCUCCAUCAGCCUACAGUCUCCUCCAUCAGCCUACAGUCUUCUCCAUCAGCCUACAGUCUCCUCCAUCAGCCUACACAGUCUCCACAAUCAACCUACAGUCUCCUCCAUCAGCCUACAGUCUCCUCCAUCAGCCUACAGUCUCCUCCAUCAACCUACAGUCUCCUCCAUCAGCCUCCUCCAUCAGCCUACACAAUCUCCUCCAUCAACCUACAGUCUCCUCCAACAGCCUACAGUCUCCUCCAUCAGCCUACACAAUCUCCUCCAUCAGCCUACACAGUCUCCUCAUCCUCCAACUGACUGAUGACAUUCUAUGCAGCAUCCAUGCAGAAACACCCCAUCACAGGCACCAAGGUGGGAUGUGA
Molecule: messenger RNA, 2205 nt
Organism: Haliotis rufescens (red abalone)
Lineage: Eukaryota; Metazoa; Mollusca; Gastropoda; Lepetellida; Haliotidae
Product: proline-rich protein 36-like
Exons: 4
Coding region: 1-2205 (734 amino acids)
Source: RefSeq, a predicted model, not a curated record